This is a messenger RNA of Numida meleagris (helmeted guineafowl), 1112 nucleotides long. RefSeq names its product GTPase IMAP family member 1-like. The coding region runs from base 1 to 984 and encodes 327 amino acids. The transcript is spliced from 2 exons. The record is from RefSeq and is a predicted model, not a curated record. NCBI's taxonomy places the organism in Eukaryota, Metazoa, Chordata, Aves, Galliformes, Numididae. Gene Ontology annotation, molecular function: GTP binding.
AUGGCGGACCGAGGGGAGGGGGCGGGCUGCGCAGGGCGACGCCUCACGCCCCGCCGCCGCCCCGCAGAGUCCUUCGCCACGCCGCAGCACACGGACCGCGGGCCGUCGGAGCUGCGGCUGCUGCUCGUCGGGAAGAACCGCGGCGGGAGGAGCGCGACGGGGAACAGCAUCCUGGGGCGGGCGGCCUUCGAGUCACGCCUGUCCACGCACGCGGUGACGCGGACCAGCGAGCGGCAGAGCCGGCUGUGGGGGAACCUUGCCGUGCACGUGGUCGACACGCCCGACGCCUUCGACUCGCCCGAGCAAAGCGCCCGCUCCUGCCUCGAGCUCGCCCGCUGCGUGCUGCUGUCGGCGCCGGGGCCGCACGCGCUGGUGCUGGUGACGCAGCUGGGCCGCUUCACGCAGGAGGACGAGGCGGCCGUCCGGCAAGUGUGGCGGGUGUUCGGGCGCGGGGCCGCCGAGCGCACCGUCGUGCUCUUCACGCGCGGGGACGAGCUGAGGGACGGCUCCCUGCGGCGGCACGUGGAGGAAACCGGCACCGCCGCGCUGCGGGAGCUGGUGCGGGACUGCGGGGGCCGCUGCCGCGACUUCGACAACUGGUGGGGCCGGGAGAGCUGGAUCGAGGAGCUGCUGCAGACGGUGCUGCGCAUGUUGGGGAAAGACCUGAGCGCCCACUACGAGAACGAGCUCUACGCCCGCGCCACGCAGCUCCUGGGCCUCCUCGACAUCGAUUUCGAGCAGAAAUGCGAGCUCCUGGCCAAGGACGUGGAGCGGCAGCUGCGGGGGCCGUGGUACAUGCAGCUCCUGCAGGGGCUGUGGCACAGCUCGGUCGUGCAGUGGCUGUACAACACGAGGGGCAGGUGGUUCCUGUGCUGCUGCUGCUGCAUCCUUGUGGCGGUGCUGGCCGGCAGGCGUGUCCCGCACCACGUGUUCUCCUGGGGCUGGCAGCGCGCUGUCUCGCUGUACAACCGCUUCUUGCGCUAGCCGGCAGAGCUGCGCUGCGUUGCUUCUCCCUGGGAAAUGCGCCGCGUUGCCGCCCUGCAAAACACGCGGCCGCUUUUCCUUGUAACGGGCUGCGCAUCUCGGCGUGAAUACAACAGCACAAAGCGUGA